Messenger RNA from Racocetra fulgida, 176 nucleotides. The record is from the annotation of a GenBank genome assembly. NCBI's taxonomy places the organism in Eukaryota, Fungi, Glomeromycota, Glomeromycetes, Diversisporales, Gigasporaceae.
GUAUUGGAAUUGCUAAAAAAGGAGUUCAAACUGCUCUCGAUACUGGUACAAUGGAUGAAUUUAUUGGUAUAUUGCAUAGUUUUAUUGAAUUAAAAUCGAUUCAGUCUGAUAAUUCAUUAGGAUUGGGCAAUAUUGGGCUAGUAACAAAUCUUCACAUUAUUUUACAUCAUGGCUGA